Cannabis sativa is the source of this 2010-nucleotide messenger RNA. Its product is annotated as protein C2-DOMAIN ABA-RELATED 5. Lineage: Eukaryota; Viridiplantae; Streptophyta; Magnoliopsida; Rosales; Cannabaceae. The transcript is spliced from 3 exons. Bases 1246 to 1707 code for a protein of 153 amino acids. The record is from RefSeq and is a predicted model, not a curated record.
UUUUGAAGCUUCUAGAGAUCUUCUUGUUGGUUUCAGUGGCGUGUUUAGUUCUAAAUCCUUCUCUUUAGUUCGAUUUACACUAAAUUAAGACCCGUAACAGUUAUGAGGUGUGAAUUUCAAAAGGUAAUACCAAAACACUUUAAAUAUAGGUGGCUUAUCUAAUGCUCAUUUGUUUCACACUUCUUUUUUUUAAUCUAGAGAGAUAUAUCUACAAUAUAUAACAGAAAAGACUUGAUUAUUCUACAAAAUUAUUUCCAUUUGAAAGUUCCCUUAGAUCUUAAAGAAUAGGGUGAAAAUAAAUUUUGACAAAAGUGUUAGAAUGACUUUUCAUCUCUUUAUUGUUAUAUUAAUUUACAAAUAUAUUACUUUCAGUUGUAAUAACAUCUAUUCAUCUUUUUCUCAAUUCCUUCAACGUAGAUAUAAUAUUUUGUUUAUUAUUCCAUUGAAUAAUAUAUUCUCCGCAUAAUUUAUUCGUCAGUAUCUUCCCAUGGAUGGAUGUCUUUGUCUGGUAAUUAUAUCAAUCAAAGCUAAACUAGCUGCCGUUUGUCUGAGGUUAAGAAUGAAUUGUAAUAGUAUGGUAGUUAGGCCAAGACGGCAAAUUUCUUUUGUAAUGAAUGAUAUAUAUUUUUAAUUUUUAAUACUUUAUUAAUAUUUAUUUUUUUUCAGUUUUCAAAUUUUGUAAUCAGGUAUUUAGUUUACAAUAAUAAAUAUACUUCGUGGCAUUAACAAUGAAAUGAGGACCAUCCAAGCAUUAAUGAAAUGAGGAUAACAAAACGGCACUCAUAUAGUUAUGGUAGGGCAGUUUCAACGCCACUAUUGUAGAAAAGUCCAAAGACCAUGUCAAACCUAUAAGCGUUGUUGUAUGUUUCGUCUCUAACUCUCUAAGCUAAUAACCCAAAACUAGGUGUGCCUCUUACAAUACACGUCCCUUGAACUUGAACACGUACGCCGACUUCACAUGUCGUUUUCUUCAAAGAACAAGCAAAACGACACCAAUAUUCGACUACGCGUUGUUCCACACUCCUCACCUUUCUUCCUUCAUCUCUAAGGCUCAAAUUUCAACAUAAAAUAAAUGUACCUAUCCUACCUUUUCAUACAUAUUUAAUAAUAAUAUUAAUACAACUAACCACAAGAAAUUUCUCUUUCUUCUUCCGCCUUCAGAAGAUAAAGGGGAAUAUCCUUGAAUUUUGUGAGUUUGUUCCCAAACAUCAUCAACUCUUUGUUUUUUUGUUCAAAGGAGAAGUAAUGGGUUUUUUUAAGGUUCAUAUCCAAAGAGGAGUCAACCUCGCUGUUAGAGAUAUCGUCACCAGCGACCCUUAUGUUGUUCUCAAGUUGGGCAAGCAGAAGCUAAAAACUCGAGUAAUAAAGGGGAAUGUGACUCCUGAGUGGAAUGAGUGUUUCAAUAUCUCUGCUUCCGAUCCACAUGUUCCCAUCAACCUUUGUGUGUAUGACAAAGAUACGUUCAGUUUCGAUGACAAGAUGGGGGAAGUAGAUAUCGACGUUGGUCCUUUCCUUAAAGCCUUGAAGAUGCAGUUGCAGGGUGUCCCAGAUGGAAUCACAGUUGCCAAAGUACAACCAACCAAGCAAAAUUGUCUUACUGAAGAGAGCUCCAUUGUCUGGUCAGGUGGCAAACUUGUGCAGAGUAUGAUUCUACGAUUGAGAAAUGUCGAAUGUGGGGAAGUAGAACUCCAGUUACGCUCAGACUGAUGAUCCAAUCCAACGACCAAAGGGAUGUUAUGUUAGAUUUUGAACUUUGAAAGCCUUUGUGCAUUCAAAACAUACACGAGUAUGUAUAAUUAGUUCUUUUGUUUACAUAGGACUCAGAAGUGAAACAGUGAGAAUUAAGUUAAUUCCAUACGCAAGUAGUGUUGUCUACAAUUGUGUGAGAUUUCAUAAAUAGGAAUCGAUCGGUGACUUCAGAUUUCAUCUCUUGAUUCGUAAUCUGUAAUAGCAUUUGUUGUAAGUAUAUAUUAAUCUUAUUUUAUUAGAAGGGUUUUUUCUUUUGACAAA